Messenger RNA from Fundulus heteroclitus (mummichog), 1732 nucleotides. RefSeq lists its product as uncharacterized. Gene Ontology annotation, cellular component: cytosol. The record is from RefSeq and is a predicted model, not a curated record. NCBI's taxonomy places the organism in Eukaryota, Metazoa, Chordata, Actinopteri, Cyprinodontiformes, Fundulidae. Bases 496 to 1419 code for a protein of 307 amino acids. Gene Ontology annotation, molecular function: protein binding; guanyl-nucleotide exchange factor activity. Gene Ontology annotation, biological process: positive regulation of GTPase activity. The transcript is spliced from 5 exons.
UCCACCUGUGCAGGAAAACAGAUGCCAGAUCUCCCAUCUGUCCGUGUUGUUUUCACUCAGAUGUUCUAGAAAGCCGAAAGGCAUUAUGUGAGAUUGUGGGGCGGUAGGAAUAAACUCGGCAGAGUCAGCCAAGUGCUAAUACCUUAACAGUGCACACGCACUCACAGAGGCUGCAUGAGAGCGCAGGUUUAGUGAGGAUUUGCUCCGUAUUAAUCCUGACAGGGACCAAGAGAGCCAGCUGGAGAGUGCAGGAGAGAGAGCAGAGCAGAGCGGGCAUGGAACAAAAAGUAAAGUGUCUGAGCUGAAAAGCGCUGGAAGGAAGUAUGGAGCGUAGCUGUGAGAUAAAAGUUAAGUUUAGGCUCUUGUGAAGGGUCCUCAGAGCAACACGCCUUUGCUCCAGGGAAAAGUGAGGAAAGGAUACAGAGGACGGCCACAAUGAUGUCAGGCUGAGAAAGUUUCAUCACCAGAACCUCAGAGACGACAGGGCGGAGUAAAAUGGGGCACCCUAAUGUGCCGCUUUCCUAUAAACAAGCCCGAGCUCACAGGAACAAACACAUAUCCAGCCGGCUGCAGCCCUACACACCAAACGAUAAUUUGAACAAUGCACUGGGUGCGAUCAGAGUACUUGGCGUGGAGCUGAUUGAAGAUGAACUCAAACCGCAUUUGAUCACUGUGCUGGCAAACAUUAAGGAGAAAAAGAAAGGCGCUGCAGAGCAAGUUGUGAUUAGUGGGAUCCUGCCAAUCCUGGCUCUGUCUCUGAGAAGCCGAGGGCCUCUGACUUUGCUGACUGCAAAACUGGUGGCUGAGCUUGCCAAGGAAUCUGUCGUCCGUAAAGGUUUUGGGGAUGCAGGCUUGAUUACGGCCCUGCUGUCAGUCCUGACCAGCACAAAUGAAGAGCUGCUCAUUUGUGGGGCGCGAGCCGUCUCACGCAUGUCUUAUGACAGCCCUAAGCUGCAGGAAUUGUUACUGCGCCGCGGUGCGGUGCCACGCCUUGUCGCCAUCUUGCUCCGUUUCCCUGAUAAGGAGGCCCUGGAGGAGGCGUGCCUCGUGGCUCUCUGUAACCUCAGUGGCAUGGCGGUGGCGGAGGAGGCCGGCAUGAUCUGGGAAAGAGGAGUGCCCCUGAGGCUCGGGGAGUGCGUGUUUCACGGCGUGUCGCCUCACACCUGCGGCUUCGCCUCCUCUGUGACGUUGGUCCGGGUCUCUCAGUGGGGACCCGGCCAGUGCAUGGUCAGCAUCGAGGACUUCCAGCGCUGCUCCUCCUCCUUCUGGAACCUUCAUGGGAACAAACGGGCCGCGCACUGGUUCCCCUUCUUCAGCUUGGGCAACUGUUCAAACAUGUUUAAGGUGAUCAAGUUCUCUACGAGGAACAUUCCUCGGACGAAGAGCCUGAAGACUCGUGUGUUCCACACGUUCCUGUGACUGCAUGCAAACAUGGUGGCCUUAACCAAAUGGACUUCAAAACACUUCAGCUGGACUGCUGGUGAGCUGGGAGCAGCAUCCAUCCAGACAUACUUUUCUGUUACUGCUUGAAAACAGCAAACAGGAUUGCCUGAACUAAAAGGACUACAAAACACUAAAGCUACUGGUACUGGUGUGAUCCGUGUUCCUUGGAGGAGUCUUAGCGUGCUUGGUUUUGAUUGAAAGAAUGUUGAAAUUGGUACCCCUGGUAAAGGUUUGUAUAAGCACCCUGAAUAAAUGGUUGUUAUGGAGGCAGCAAUGCCUUUAUCGGGUA